Molecule: messenger RNA, 1445 nt
Organism: Tachysurus vachellii
Lineage: Eukaryota; Metazoa; Chordata; Actinopteri; Siluriformes; Bagridae
Exons: 5
Coding region: 180-1043 (287 amino acids)
Source: RefSeq, a predicted model, not a curated record
GAAUCUCUGACCAAUCAGAACGCGCAACUCGUGAGUUCCGAACCAAUCUCUGACUUUUGACUCGCCUGCGUCCACUGAAAACACGGAAGAAAAAUAAAGCCAGCUCAAGAGGAAAGGGAAAUAACUGUGAAAACUGAACGACCGAGUCCAAAUCUUAAAGUUAAGCCCCAGGCAUAAAGAUGGAGGUAGUUUCAUCCAGUACAGCAAGCAGUCUUACAGAUACAGAGAAGGAAGGGAAUGAAGAUCAGCACAAAGCCUUGUUGUGGUCAAUCCAGGAGGCUGCAGAGAAGCACACAGUGCAGAUUGGGGUUUCAGCUUGCGGUGCUACAGCAGUGGUGGAUGUGCUCCAGGCUCUGGGACUCAUGGUGGCACCAGAAACAGCUGACCGCAGUGUACAGACCAAGCUGAGGAGGAAUAAUUCCCCAUUGCCUGAUUACCUUCACUCACGCAGCGAAGCAGGUGCCACACACAUGCAGCUGAUAGAUGGAGCACUGGAAGCCAGUGGUGGACGAGUGAUGGGCAGAUUCUUUGGUUUCUACCCACAGAGGAAGGUAAAUCUGGUGCCUUGGCUGGCACACUGGAUCCGGCAUAAAGCCAUACCUGUAGCCACCAUGAACAUGCAGCGUGGUGUGGCAGAAGGUGAAGAGAUCCCUGACGCCUGGCAUCACCAGCUGAUCUUUGGAGUGGCGCCCAGUGCUGUUUUCAUGACUAAUCCACUGGACGUUGUCAGCGAAGAGGAGUUACAUGUGCGUCUGUGCAGUGAGUCUGUGCUGCUGAUACGUCGUGAAGAUGUCUUAAAGAGAAUAACAGCAGACUCUCCUCUUCCACCGAUAGACCAUCCGAACGAUCCACGCUGGAAAACUCUAAAUGUGGAAGGUCAAGUUAGAAAAAUGAUCGAAGAAGAAAACUGUGAGGAAGAUCAUCCUAAAAUGACGCACAUAACAAUCCCAGCAGCAUACAGCUCAGGAAUUACACUUUUUGCUCUCAAGGAUUCGGCGAUCAGUCAGGAGCUCCUCAGUGCCCCUGAACUGCCUCUGCUGUGACCUCUGGACCUAUUGUGUUUGGUCUAAUUUUCAGUGUUCAAACUGUAUGAUAUGGUGUCAGAAACUGUGAAUAAUUCACUCUACUUCAUUUGUAACUGAAAAUGACAAACAAUGGCUGUCAGUAUUACAGACUUUUGAUAAUAGCUCAAAGCAGAAAGUUAUGUAUGUAACCGUGAAUCAACGUCUGAUUGUAGGACCACCUGAACAAAUUGGGAAACAUCCUGUUCCCUACUUGGAAAACAAAGAAAAAGUCCUGUAACUAAUUAGAAUUGGUUAGGCUUUGUUAUAGUGUAGGUUCAGCUUGCACGUGGGUCUGUUCUGUAACAUUAAGCUAUCAGUAACAUAUCAUGUCUUUACAACUUUGUCAUUAAAAGGGACGAGCGGAAAUGCGAUUGAUUGAAA